Molecule: messenger RNA, 13699 nt
Organism: Porites lobata
Lineage: Eukaryota; Metazoa; Cnidaria; Anthozoa; Scleractinia; Poritidae
Source: the annotation of a GenBank genome assembly
AUGAGCGAAAAAGUCGAUGAACAUGACCAUGUUGAGGGUUUACCGACUGCGACAUUUGCACUGGCAGCAGGAAUUUGUAGCUCACUAUUUGGUUUAUUUGCAGCCUUAACAAACGGCCUUCUUCUAUUUACAGUAUUCAAAGAUCCGUACAAUUAUUUUCGAGCUCGCGCGACCACGUACUUUAUCGUUAGUCUUUCUUUAAGUGAUCUUUUAGGAAGCUGUCUUGUGCAGUCAAUGUAUGGUGCGUCUAUGUAUACCAUCUCUACCGGAGGCCAACCGCAGAAACUCUAUGAAAUCGCACUUAUUUUCAGCCAUGUAACCACAAAGAUAUCAAUUCUUACAGUAGUUGCACUAUCGCUGGAUAGAUUUUUAGCUGUCCAGCUUUCAGUGAGGUAUAAAAGACUUGUAACAGUGCGAAAAGUAAUUGUUUGUAAUUCUUUAAUCUGGAUUUUCUGCAUUACCUUUGCAACUUCUCAUUCUUUGGAUGAAAAUAGGGAAGUGUUCCACGUAAUUGAUCUUCACCUUCAAACGACUAUUCCAUUGACUAUCAUGUGUGCCCUAUACACCGCGAGUUACACGGAAUUUCGCCGUUAUUCAAGAAACGUUGUUUUUGUUCGAGCAAACACAGGCGGACGGCCACGCAUUUUUCUUCGAAACAUUAGGUUGGAGAAAAAGAUUGUUUUUACUGUUGUUUUAAUUAUCAUUGUGCUCUUCAUAUCUCUACUGCCGAAUGUAAUCGUGACAAAUUUACAAGAAUGCUGCCAUGAAGAGCUUAGCAGUGAAUGCGGCGAGCCAGGGUUUUUGCUUACUAAAGCCCUCUCCGUACCGCUGUUGUGUGUUAGCUGUGCUUUGAACCCGUUUCUCUACGCUUGGAGAAUACCACAAUACAGGCAAGUUCUACGUUUAUUUGGUGGAUGGAUUUGUCAGAGAUUUCGCCUUAGGAGCCACACUGUUAACACAUUAGAGUUGAAUAUUCCGUCGGUACUAGCGUCUGCCAGUUUAGUCGAACAAAAAAUCCCAGAUGUUGGCCAUCUCGGAGAAGGACGAUCAGAAUAGAUUGUAAACGGCGAUUGUGACUUGAGAAAUUAAAACUUCACGAUCAGUAAUUCCAAGCUGUGGCAACAAUCAAAGUCAAAAUUUAAGAAUUAUUUUCUCUCAAAUUUUUAAACUGUUGUUACAUUAUUUUUCACCUUUAAGCUAGGAUGAAAGCAAAAUUGGCUAACGUGCCCCAUGCUGCCGUCAACUCAAAACAUCCUUUAAAUAUUUACCAUCACUGCUUCCAUUUUAAAGGUAGGCUGCGAUCAUCUGCAAACAUUUCUUUCUGUAAAUCAGAAAAAUAGGAAUACAACCCUUGAUCGCAGGUUAUUUAACUUAGCGCCAUGAAUAUCAUUAGGUUAAAAAACUGAGUAUUGAACGUAUAGUGACCAAUCAUGAUCUAUUACUUUACUCAAUGCAAGGCAUCAGAACUUUUGGCUUUAUAUAAAAGCCUGGUCUUCACUGGCGACGCAAGCAUUGCAUUCGGUAUUAAGGAAGAUGGCCUUGAUAUAAGCACCGAUAAGUUUCAACUCAAGAAUAUCAAAACCUUGCGUUCUUCCUACUACUAUGCUUAUAUAUAUAUCACGGCCUUUCUCACCAAGCUCAAAGCUUGUUAUGCUAAUACUUAUAUAGUUUAACCCCGUGUUACGGACACCCGCUUAAUACGGAGGGACACCUCUUUAUUACGGACCGUAUUCCUUGUCCCUGGUGAAAGUAAGCCCUCACAUUUUCUCUAAAUUCAACCCGCUUAAUACGGACACUUUCUUUGGCCCCCUCAGUGUCCAUUACGGCUCUGAAGCAACAAGGACGGCAAAAAUGCAAUAGGUUUAGAUUAGCAAAACAACAACUUUGCGCGUGCAUCACGUUUUCUUUGUACAUUUCUUAGCCGUCGUUGCACGACUACAACGUGAAAGUGCCUAAAUUCACGUUUUGUCGAGGACAGGAACACAAGGCAACUCCAAAAACAUUUGCCAACACUUAACGAAGUAAGCGAGAUGUACAUGUAGUAAGCUCGAUAAAGUUUGAAGCAGCGCAAAAUUCACUUUUUAAGUGACGUUUUCGUAGACGUCGCCGUCGUUGUUGCUAUUAACGGGCUCAGACUGAAUUGUGUCCCAAUGUUGCUCUAAAGUCGGGCCUAAUUCAAUUAGGUUCGGUACAUGAGUGGAGCUGCGUCUGAACCGGGCCUAACUUAUGUUUGGAUUAUGCUUAUGCUUAAGCUUGUGCUUUUGUCGUUAGUGAGGAGCUGGUUUUAGACUUUGAUAAAAUAAAAGGGGCACCCAACGACUGUUUUCUGUAAAACAUCUGUUCGGAGAAGCAAAUAUUGCCUAAAAUCUUCUUUUGCUACGGGACGGCUUAAAAUUUCUCAGUAGACGAACGUUCCAUUCAUGUACAAGUUUCGGUCUAAUAAAGUCCCUACGAUUUUCUGCAGUUUAAUUUUUCAUAUUUUACAACCCAGGUUACACUAUCUUAGAAAAGGGAAACCUAAAAUUUUCGGAUUCUAAAAUGUGAUAGAGAGUCAGGAAUUAGAAAAAUUUUCACUUUCGUAAAACGUUAAAUUGCACUUAAAAUUCCGGAAAAAUAACACUGAAGUCCUUGUAAUUUCGAAAAGACUUAAGUUCCCUUAAGAUGACAGAACAGAUAAAAAUUUUGUAGCGCCGCUUAGAAUGCAUUUUGAGAUAUCUAAAAGUGCUCUUGAUAGCCUAAAAAGUGUUUUCAAUGUAUUUUGGAAGAAAGCGCCGAUGGGUGCCUCUAAAAUUAGUAUAAAGAUAUUGGGAGAAUUAAAAACCGGGUCGAUCUGAUAAGACCGUGUCAUUGAAGUCGUUUUAUCUCCUAAACUAGGUUGAUCUUUCAGAAAUUUUGCUGUUAUUUGUACCGUGGGAAAUUAAUUCAGCUUAAAGAUGCUUUGUAAAAAUCAUGCACUUGUUUAUUAGCGAAUAGGCAAAUUUUAAGUGACAUGCGUUGAGUGAAAAACAGAUGAAUUGAUUCUGAAAGGAUUUGGCUGAUUCAACAUACAUGUACAUCAGAUGUCUCAUAUGACAUUUGAACAAUAUAGCUGCUAAAUCUGAGAGCAAAUGGUUCUUGAGUUCCGGAACUUUGCUGUCGAUCAGUGUCUGGAAACCUAAUGCGUCCUUCAUUAUAUACGAAAAAGAGGCGAAUAAAAAGAAUGGAAAUAGUAGGGAUUGAAGGGAUCUAAAAGUUCCUAUUAUUUCAAGCAAUAUUCCCUCAUCACGUAGACUGUAAAUUAAUAGAUGGAAAAGAAGUAUUUGAAGUUAAAUAGUCAUCACUAGUAGUCUUAUUAGUCUUAUUCUUCAGUAAUAACGUCAUUAAACGUUUGCGAGAUGGCCAAAUGAUUAGAGCAAUUUUAAACUGAGAUUUUGUUAUGAAAUUUUGCCUUCACCAAUUAGUUUAUUGACAUUAUCUGACAGUGCUUGUUAAUUUCCUGGUGGUAGAGUUUGAUUAUUUCUCUGUCAUAUGGACGUAACUUUUGUCAUUAAGACAUAAGUACUGCAAAAUAACAACUUCCAUCAUCGGCGUUAUUUUCCCCUAGGACGAAUUAACUAUUCAUGCAUCCAAGGCGAUUCAUUAGUCUUAAGCAGUAAUCUGUGAGUUAAAGAGUGUCUCCGGUAAGCAUACAGUGCUUCACUUUGUUAUAAUUAUGAACGAAGAAGUCGAUGAACAUGACCAUGUUAAAGGUUUACCGACUGCCACAUUUGCAAUGGUAGCAGGAAUUUGUAGCUCACUAUUUGGUUUAUUUGCAGCCUUAACAAACGGCCUUCUUCUAUUUACAGUAUUCAAAGAUCCGUACAAUUAUUUUCGAGCUCGCGCGACCACGUACUUUAUCAGUAGUCUUUCUUUAAGCGAUCUUCUAGGAGGCUGUCUUGUGCAGUCAAUGUAUGCUGCGUCUAUGUUUACCAUCUCUACCGGAGGCCAACCGCAGAAACUCUAUGAAAUCGCACUUAUUUUCAGCCAUGUAACCACAAAGAUAUCAAUUUUUACAGUAGUUGCGCUAUCGCUGGAUAGAUGUUUAGCUGUCAAGCUUUCAGUGAGGUAUAAAAGACUUAUAACAGUGCGAAAAGCAAUUGUUUGUAACACUUUAGUCUGGAUUUUCUGCAUUACCUUUGAAACUUCUCAUUCUUUGGAUGAAAAUAAGGAAGUAUUCCACGUAAUUGAUCUUCAUCUUCAAACGACUAUUCCAUUGACUAUCAUGUGUGCCCUAUACACCGCGACUUACAAGGAAUUUCGCCGUUAUUCAAGAAACGUUGUUUUUGUGCGAGAAAACACAGGGGGACGGUCGCGCAUUUUUCUUCGAAACAUUAGGUUGGAGAAAAAGAUUGUUUCUACUGUUGUUUUAAUUAUCAUUGUGCUCUUCAUAUCUCUAUUGCCGUAUCUAAUCGUGACAAAUUUACAAGAACGCUGCCAAGAAGGGCUCAGCGGUGAAUGCAGCGAGCCAGGGUUUUUGCUUACUAAAGCCCUCUCCGUACCGCUGUUGUGUGUUAGCUGUGCAUUGAACCCGUUUCUCUACGCUUGGAGAAUACCACAGUACAGGCAAGUUUUACGUUUAAUUGGGGGAUGGAUUUGUCAGAGAUUUCGCCUUAGGAACCACACUGUUAACACAUUAGCGUUAAAUAUUCUAGCAUCUCCUAGUUUAGUGGAACAAAGAAUCCCAGCUGUUGGCCAUCUUGAGAGAAGACGAUCAGAAGAGAUUGUGGACGGAGAUUGUGACUUGAGAAAUUAAAACUUUACGAUCAACAAUUCAAAGGUGUGGCAACAAUCAAAGUCACAAUUUAAUAAUUUUAAUCUCUCUGUUUUUUUAAACAGUGGUUACAUUAUUUUUCACCUCUAAGGUAGGAUGAAAGUAAAAUUGGCCAACGUGAUUCAUGCUGAGAGUCAACUCAAAACAUCUUUUAAAUAUUUACCAUGACUGAUUUUAUUUUAAAGCUAGACUGCGAUCAACUGCGAACAUUUUUUUCUGUAAAUCAGAAAAAAAGGGAAUACAGCCCUUCAGCGCACGUUAUCUAACUUAGCGCCACGAAUAUCAUCAGGUUAAAAAACUGAGUAUUGAACGUAUAGUGACCAAUCAUGAUCUAUUACUUUACUCACUGCAAGCCAUGAAAAGUUUUAGCUUUAUUUAAAAGUCUUGUCUUCCCUGGCGACGCAAGCAUUGCUGCGUUAUUAAGGAGGAUGGACUUGAUAUAAGCACUGAUAAGUGCUUAUAUAACCUUGCGUCCUUCCUACUCUUAUGCUUAUAUAUAUCGCCGCCUUUCUCACCUCCUUCUGCAUAAAGCCUCUUAUGCUCAUGCUUAUAUAGUCGAGCCCCCGUGUUACGGAAACCCGCUUAAUGUGGAGUGACAUCUCUUUAUUAGGGACCGUAUUCCUUGUCCAUGGUGAAAGUAAGCCCUCACAUUUUUUCUAAACUCAACCCGCUUUAUACAGACACUUUCUUUGGCCGCCUCAGUGUCCUUAUAUUAGGGAGCUUAUGCAACGAGGACGGCGACGGCAACGAGAACGGCAAAAAAGCAAUGGGUUUAGAUUAGCAAAACAACAACUUUGCGCGUGGAUCACUUUUUUUUUUGUUCAUUUCUUAGCCGUCGUUGGACGACUACAACGUGAAAGUGCCUAAAUUCACGUUUUGUCGAGGACGGGAACGCAAGGCAACAACUUUGUUUUUCUUUUCCUGAACUUUGAUACAGUCCUUUAGAAUUCAACUCCAAAAACAUUUGCCAACAUUUGACGAAGUAAACGAGAUGUAGUAAGCGCGAUAAAGUUUGAAGCAGCCGGAAUUCACUUUUUAAGUGACGUUUUCGUAGCCGUCGCCGUCCUUGCUGCUUGAGCUCCCUAUUAACGGGCUUAGUCUUUACUGUACGCCAAUGUUGCUCCAAAGUCGGGCCUAAUUCAAUUAGGUUCGGCACAUGAGUGGAGCGGCGUUUCAACCGGGCCUAACUUAUGUUUGGAUUAUGCUUAUGCUUAAGCUUGUGCUUUCCUCGUUAGUGAGGAGCUGGUUUUAGACGUUGAUAAAAUUAAAGGGGCAUACAACGACUGUUUUCUGUAAAACAGCUGUUCGGAGAAGCAAAUAUUGUCUAGAAUUUUCUUUUGCUUCCGGACGGCUAAAAAUUUCUAGAUGAAUGUUCGAUUCAUGUACAAUUUUCGAAGCUGAAUCUAAUUAAUUCCCUACGAUUUUCUGCAGUUAAAUUUUUCAUUUUUUAAUACCCAGGUCACAAUAUCUUAGAAAAGGGAAACCUAAAAUGUUCGGAUUCUAAAAUGUGUUAGAGAGAGGAAUCAGAAAAAUUUUCACUUUCGUAAAAUGUUGAAUUGCACCUAAAGUUUGCGGCAAAAUAACCAUGAAGUCCUUGUAAUUUGGAAAAGACUUAAGUUCCUCUAGGAUGAUCGAACAGAGAUCUAAAAGUACUCUGGAUAGCCUAAAAAGUGUUUUCAACGUAUUUUGGAAGAAACCGCCGUUGGGUGCCCCUGAAAUUAGAGAUACUAAGAGAUGUUGGGAGAAUUAGAUUGAUUGCAGAAGUCGUUUUAUCUCCUAAACUAGGUAAUCUUUAAGAAAUUAUGCUAGCUGUUGUUUUUACCGUGGGAAAUAAGUUCAGCUUAAAGAUGCUUUGUGAAAAUCAUGCACUUGUUUAUUAGCGAAUAGGCAAAUUUUAAGUGACAUGCGUUGAGUGAAAAACAGAGUUGAUUCUGAAAGGAUUUGCGGCUGAUUCAACAUACAUGUCGAUCAGAUGUCUCAUAUGAUAUUUGAACAGUAUAGAUGCUAAAUCCUAGAGCAAAUGGUUCUCGAGUUUAGGAACUUUGCUGUCGAUCAGUGUCUGGAAACCUAACGCGUCCUUUAUGUACGAAAAAGAGGCGAAUAAAAAGAAUGCAAAUAGUAGGGGCUGAAGGGAUCUAUAAGGUCCUAUCAUUAUUUCAAGCAAUAUUCACGCAUCACGUAGACUGUAAAUUAAUAGAUGGAAAAGAAAUAUAUUUCAAGUUAAAUAGUCAUCAUUAGUAGUCUUAUUAGCAAGUGGUAAAAUUUGUUGGAGUAUAGCUGAUUAAUUUAGGCCCAGUGCAAAGGUCGAUCUUUUCAUGUACCGAAUGUAAUUACCCUUUUUAGACCUUAAUAAUAUACACGAAAAAAUUACUCAAUUCUGAUUGGCUGAGAAAGGAGUGCAGCUCUUCUGUAACACGGGUGCAAAAUGUGUAACACGAGUGCAAACUUGUAACACGAGUGCAAAUUACAAAUGCUUUCUGAUUGGCCGAAAACACAAAAGAAACCAACAAGAACCAAUCAGAUUAGAGCUGUUUUAACAACACAGACUCAAGAAAAUGGCCAUGGUUUUCAGCAGACGACGACGGGAUUAAAUUUGGUAAGCAAAACAACAAUAGAGAAGUUAACAAAAAUAUUCCAAAAAAGCCCGAACACGGUAAAAAGUACGUCUUUCUCGCUAAAUGUAUUGAAAAUGCGUUGCUAAGAGAAAAAUACUGUCGACAAAAUCUAGGAAAAUGAGCCAGAGAAGCUAAAAAAAGCCACUCAUAACAGACUACGCUAAAGUAAAAAAAAUAAAGAACAAAAACGGUUGCAACCACACGUAAACCAUGACAGCUACACUCUUCAGGCAUUUAAAUGAACAAGUAUUAUUCAAUGAUAACAACAGGGAUUUCAAGUCAUGUACGUUAUUUGUUGCUCUCUUUGAGUCUUUUGUGAAGCGAAAACCUCUAUUAAAACAUCCAUGUGAAGGUCUGUUUUUUUUCUGCCUCAGUAGCAAACGAAACUGAAAAUUUAAACUUCUGGUCCAAACUAAACCAAUGGGUGAAAAUACCACAACUCACACGAUGAAAAGUAUCCGUAGCUGGUACUAGCCUUAAAGAAAGUGAGAAAAAAGUUUACGAAUCAUUGUGCAAGAAAAACAACAUGAAGUCAGGUGAAGAAAGCAAAGAUUGUGAGUUCAGAACAUAUCCUCAGUGUCACAGGCCACAGAGGUAUAAAUUUCCUUAACGACUACGAUGAAGCCGACGAAGAAGAGCUACGAUGAAUCUUGCAUUAGGCCAAAUAAAAUAAUGAAAACUCCAGCGCUGAGAAAAAGCAAAUAUUAUAUUAAUACUGACAGUUUCCGACAUCACAACAACUGUGGCUCCACUCACCCAUCGAUGGUAGCGUCGAAAGAAGACAAAUUGCCUCCUUCAUUUUCGGGUUUUAAAUCUCAAAAAUUUGUCCAUGAAUCCAGCUAUGAUGGGGUCUCAGGAACAGACAAUGAUAAACAGUCGUUAAAAAUCCUUAGCAAGUGUCUUUCAUCUUUGGCUGCUCGAAGCGUUCUCCUGAUUUAAAAACGGCAGUAUACUUCUUGAAAACGCUUCUUGUAAACGCCGAGCUCUCAUAAUCGAGGAUGAAUUUAAAAACACUUACUUUUGCUGAUUGUUGUAAACCAAGUUAUCUUUAACAGGCUGGUGAUCAUAUAAAAAAAUCCUUGCACAUUUCCAAGUUCUUAGCUGAAUGAUUUUGAAAGCGUUGGUCUUGAAAAAGUUUGAAUUUGACAAAGGUAGUAGUCUGUUUCAGCCAAUCAGUUGAAUGAACUAAAAACGCGCGCGCUGUCAAAAUUUGUUGUCGUAGUUAUGUUUUUCGUGUAUAUUGAUUAUUAAUAAGUAAUCACAUGAUUUUUCUCGUGCAAUUUGGAUUAAAUAAGCACUUGUAAAUUUUUCAAAGACCACAAAGUGCACUCGCCCUACGGGCUCGUGCACUUUUGUUAGUCUUCGAAAAAUUUACUCGUGCUUAUUUAUUCCAAAUUGCACUCGAAAAUCAUGUGAUUACCUAUACAAAUAACACAAGUUCGACAGUUGAUUCAGACGUCAAACUUGACUAGUCGGGCUCAAUUCCUUUUCACGAUGUUCAAUGGUUUAAAAUGCUUACAACUGAAAAUGAAUUUUAGUAAUUUAUGCAUUAGGUUCGGCACAUGAGAAGUUCGACGUUUUUUCACUUUGAAACGAAGUCGCUCCACAGUCGAAACUCCCGAGUUGGCCACUCGAUCUUAUUUCAUGUGUCGACCCAAAUUAGACAUGUCGCACUUUAUUGAUUCAAACUUCGAUCUCUUCAUCCACUUGAUUGAAGAGAUUAGGUUCAGUACAUGAAAGAUCAACUUUUGAACUGGACGUUAGAGUUAUAAACAUAACGAGGAAAAUGACAGCUGGUCUUUAAUUGUUCGUUAGGCGAAACAGCUAGGAUUAAGAUACAUCUGACGGAAACAAAACAUUUUAAAAUCAUAGAUACUUUUAAUUUGGUUUUUAAGAAGAAACAAAAAGCAUACAGCGGUGAUAAACAUAAGGAAAUAUAAACACUUUUGUGGAAAAAAAUAAAACUUUAACUUUUGCCUCUCCAAGGAAGCUUGCAGAGUAUCUGCAAUAUCUUGCGGGCAACGACACCGCAUACGAAGAAUAUUUGUGUUGGAAGACACAGUGUUAACGCAUUCGAACCCGCUGUGCUUGUGAAUUGUACAAACAACUUCAUAACCAAAGUCUUUAUACACCGUCGAGAGUAUACACAAACAUGGCAAAAUUCUGGAAUAGAAAGCAGUGUAAAAAUAGUAUGCACUCCUGUACUAGUCACUUUCCUUCUUGGCACGGUUCGGAUACGGUGCUAGAUAUUUACUUCUUCGAGAGGUUUUUAGGCCAUAUGUGUUAUCGGACAUGAAUGGUUCUCAACAAUAGCCAAAGUUUGAUCUGUUAGACUAAAAUUCUAACAUGACUCUGAGGCUUUAGUAGCCUCCCUUGAGCUCCCCUAAGAACGCCUGCGUGGUAGGCUAAGGCUUUAGGGACAAAAUUGCAAAUUUUUCACGACGUCAUUGUCUUUAAAUUACCUGGAAAGACUUGAGCACAACGAAAACCACACCAAAUAUAGAAAUAUGACCAGAAAGCCUUGGAGACAUGCUAGAAUUUUAAUAUACCGAACGUGGGCUAUUUCGUAACGUAUUUUGGCGAACACCUCUUCAGCCAAGAACAACUUAGAUAUUUUAUUAAGCACCAUAUCUCCUCUAUUUAGUCCCUGGGUGCCCACAAGGAGCCGUUCAAUAUUUUCGCUCUGUUCACACGGAACUAAGAAACCAAAUAAAUAUUGUCUUUUGUCAGUGGUUUUAAUAUCUGUCCUUGUGCAGAGCGCUCAUUAAGCAAAUCCUUGACCACGCCUUUGCUGUACAAUAAUUUAGACUGUUAUGGUGUUCACACCACGCCGGUCAAAUUGUUGACAGUAUUAAACAGUUGAAUUGAAUUACCGUAAAAACUAAAAGUUUGACCCCUAUUUUGGCGUUCAUAUUCUUUUGAACGGCUGAGGCGUCUAAAUUUUCGUUCGUUUAAGGUGGUUCCGUGUGGACGGAACACCUCAAUUUUCAACCAUUGCAUAUUAGCAAGGGAUACGACAGUUAUUUUGGACGAGCGAGGUCGAGGAAAAUCUAAGAAGCUAGCAAAUAUCGCUAUAUAUCGCUAAUUUGAUCGAAUGUGUGUGAGCUUUGGUGUUGCUAUAAUCUGCUUGUGUAAACCGUUUUGAUAUUUUGUGUUCGUGAUUGUAUAAUUUUGUUAAUUUGUUUUGCGGGCCGUGUUGCGGGAUCGCUAUCUAUUUCACGGGACUGGAAGGUCAUUAAAACUUAAAUCUUUUCUUUUUCUCUAAAAUGGGGAAGUUCUAGUCUCCAGAAUAGGUGGUGGGUGUUGCCUUUUGUACAUCGUCUUAAUCAUCAAUAUUAUUACCCUAAAAUCUCCACUCGGUUUGCCCCCAAAAAUAAUUAAACGAAAACUUUUAUUGGUUUACGGGAUUUAAUUACAAAAUUACAGGUGUAUGCCCUAUACAGUAUUAAAAUGCGGUAAAGCAAGAAGAUCCAAUGCUCACAGUCUCUCACAAAUACCUGUCAUUUAGCUUCCUCUUUGAAAGCUACAGCUAAGCGAACUUUGAGAGGAAUGAUAUGGGGUUCCACUAGCUCUGAAGAGCUGAAAAUACGCACAAUGUAAAGUAUAAUACAUCCUUUCAUGAACCUCCUAUUGCUGUGUCUAAACUCCUCAAUCUUGCUGUGUACUGGCCGUCAAAAGUGUGACCGGUCGGUAUGAUUGCCUGUAAAAUUUGCUCGACGAUAGAAAGGAAUCUCUAAAAUUCAUUACACUACUGGACAUUUCAUUUCAAAAAAGUACCUAAGUCUAGUUUUCUAUGACAAUAGAAACCUUAAAAUCUCCAAAUCCAAGAAAUCGGAACAGUAUUUCCGUGAUAAAAUCGAAAUUUUUAUCCGUCUCUUCGAUGAACACUUAGCUUGCCAUUUUGACAGUCACUGACACGAGACGUGACGUCAUACUGGCAGGCAGACUGUACCAUAGAUUUCCUUGGAGACACCUUCCCCCCCCCUGGGUGUUUUGGAUAGGUAGUUCCUUGAAAUGUCAAAGCGCUCGAUGUAACAGUUUCCUUGACUUUGUAAAACCGAUAGUUGUUUAACUCCUUUUAGCAAUAAACGAAGAAACUGAAAUUAACAGUCGUGCUUAAUUAAGGCUCUAAUUUAAAGCAGUUCCUUUUAGAUGUUUUAAUCGCUUCAUUGGUGAUGAAACUUCAAACGAAACCCGGCGCUUGUUAAAUUUCUCUUCAAAAUAAGAAAUCAUCAGGAGAAAUGCUCUCUUAAUUUGCAUCAAAACUGCCGCUGAAGUGGCCACUGUAGCAGUACAAUAAGAGUUUCUAAAAUUGCAAAGAAUAUUGUCUGUCAGUCGAAAUAUCCAGACGAUCUAUCAUUAUUUAUUGGUCUCAGCUGUGUCGGAUGUUAAUGUAAUCACAAGAAGGUGAAAAUAAUAUAUGGUCAAAUAUUUGUUAAGGCAGUAUUGUUAAUGGAAAGAGUCGGCGAAAACUCAAUGACAAUCUUCAUGCUCACUUUCUUAUUUGAUUUCCAAUCUCAUUUCUAGUCUUAAUCGGAUUUAAAACUUUGUCAUAUUUUUAAAAGCUCUGGAUUUUAUUUUUCCGACAUGAAGGCCUAUUUAACGACCUUUUUAAUCCAUUAGUUACGAGUUAAUUGGCAGAGGGCUUUUUCAUUUUAUACAGAAAUACUUCCUAAGUAUCUUAUUUCAUCAGGUCAUUUCGUAAAACAAAAGAGAUUCUCUCGUUUUGUUGCGUCGAUUUUAAGCGUAAGUUUGCUCUUCAACCAUCGAAGAUUAACAAUGAUAACUGCAAACAAGAAUACAGGGUUUCCGCUGAAAUAUUCAAAUUUCUCACACUGCACCCGAUGUUGUUGUUUUAAAUCCUAUGUUUUGAACAAACAAAAGCCAAUUUUCUUUGUUGUUUAACGAUUCAUCUGCUUUCGAAUUAGUGAACAUUUUCUAAUCAAUCUUUUCGGAAUAGCAUUUCUGAGUCUUCAUUAAUAACGUCAUUAAACGUUUGCGAGAUGGCCAAAUGAUUAGCGCAAUUUUAAACUGAGAUUUUGUUAUGAAAUUUUGCCUUCACCAGUUAGUUUGUUGACAUUAUCUGACAGUGCUUGUUAAUUUCGUGGCGGUAGAUUUUGAUUAUUUCUCUGUCAUGUGGACAUAACUUUUGUCAUUAAGACAUAAGUACUGCAAAAUAACAACUUCCAUCAUCGGCGUUAUUUUCCCCUAGGACGAAUUAACUAUUCAUGCAUCCAAGGCGAUUCAUUAGUCUUAAGCAGUGAUCUGUGAGUUAAAGAGUGUCUCCCGUAAGCAUAGAGUGCUUCACUUUGUUAUAAUUAUGAGCGAAGAAGUCGAUGAACAUGACCAUGUUGAGGGUUUACCGACUGCGACAUUUGCACUGGUAGCAGGAAUUUGUAGCUCACUAUUUGGUUUAUUUGCAGCCUUAACAAACGGCCUUCUUCUAUUUACAGUAUUCAAAGAUCCGUACAAUUAUUUUCGAGCUCGCGCGACCACGUACUUUAUCCUUAGUCUUUCUGUAAGUGAUCUUCUGGGAGGCUGUCUUGUGCAGUCAAUGUAUGCUGCGUCUAUGUUUACCAUCUCUUCCGGAGGCCAACCGCAGAAACUCUAUGAAACCGCUCUUAUUUUCAGCCAUGUAACCACAAAGAUAUCAAUUCUCACAGUAGUUGCACUAUCGCUGGAUAGAUUUUUGGCUGUCAAGCUUUCAGUGAGGUAUAAAAGAGUUAUAACAGUGCGAAAAGCAAUUGUUUGUAACGCUUUAAUCUGGAUUUUCUGCAUUACCUUUGAAACUUCUCAUUCUUUGGAUGAAAAUAAGGAAGUAUUCCACGUAAUUGAUCUUCAUCUUCAAACGACUAUUCCAUUGACUAUCAUGUGUGCCCUAUACACCGCGACUUACAAGGAAUUUCGCCGUUAUUCAAGAAACGUUGUUUUUGUGCGAGCAAACACAGGCGGACGGUCACGCAUUUUUCUUCGAAACAUUAGGUUGGAGAAAAAGAUUAUUUCUACUGUUGUUUUAAUUAUCAUUGUGCUCUUCAUAUCUCUAUUGCCGUAUCUAAUCGUGACAAAUUUACAAGAACGCUGCCAUGAAGGGCUUAGCAGUGAAUGCAGUGAGCCCGGGUUUUUGCUUACUAAAGCCCUCUCCGUACCGCUGUUGUGUGUUAGCUGUGCAUUGAACCCGUUUCUCUACGCUUGGAGAAUACCACAGUACAGGCAAGUUUUACGUUUAAUUGGGGGAUGGUUUUGUCAGAGAUUUCGCCUUAGGAGCCACGCUGUUAACACAUUAGCGUUAAAUAUU